AUUGUUUUAGAAGCAGUUCAGUAGUGCGUUAUGAAAGCAGUUCUGGCGGGAAGGACGGGAACAUCUACUGAUGAGGGGGGCCAGGUGAAACGCACCAGCGCCACAGAACGUCUGCAGAACCUAGACAUCUCAUCUUUGGAUGGAGACACGGCGAAAGCACUUCUCCACAAGAUUCUCACAAGUCUUGAAGAUGUCGCGAAGAUGAAGUCGUCUACCACGACCGCUGAGGAACAACAAAAUCGUCCCAAAUCGGGUUCUUCUACUCCCCCGGAUGAAGUCAGGCGAGCGUCUGAAAUACUGCUAGGAAUGAGAGGCGUCGACCAAUCAAGUGCCGCCACGUGUCAGGACACUGCAAAUGCAGAAAAUCGACAUCAGACUGGAAAGGAUGAGACCAACGCACCCGCAUCUUCCGAUGAUCUCGCUUCCCGUACCAAGAGCGCCAUCUCAACACUGGCAGAUCUGUGCACGGCGUUGAGAGAUGCCGAGCCGCAGAGAAUCUUUAUCCCCGGUAAGACAGCGAUCCGCCCGAUGCCUGAUUACUGCCGUGUGAUCUUCCACCCAUCGAGUCCAGACAUGGACAACAGAAAACGUAGGGCCAGGACCGUCUUCUCAGCACAACAGUUGAAACGUUUGGAGGAAGAGUAUAAGAAGUGCAGCUACCCUGACAAGGAGCGUCGCCAAAGCGUGGCGGAUGCUACCGGGCUGACGGAGGGCUGUGUACGGAUAUGGUACCAGAACAGACGAGCUAAGGACCACAGGCUGAAGGAUUCAGAAAGGCAGCGUGAAGGUGCGUCAGUUUCGUCUACGUCACAGCCGGAAAUGCCAGGUAUAAUUUCGUCACGUCCGGUAGAACCUGUCAGCCGGCUGCCUCCUUCCGAUACCGCUCCACCAGCAACACUCAAUCGGGCUGAGGAGGCUGCGAUGGAGGCAUUGGUGAACCUGUCUUCUACAACUUCUGCAGAGACCACGGCUUCACAUAACCCCAAUGAUAGCCUCGAUUCUGCAGCACAGAGUGACGAAGCACUGCCUGAUACUAAUAUCAAGUCUUCAUCAUGCAAGAACAUUGAUGCAGUUUCAAAAUCAGAACUGGUCGAACAGAGAAAUGUCGCUAAUCUUCAGCAAGCCACGGCGAAGAAAGAAAAAACACUGAUGAUACAAACCGAGCAUAACCGUAAUGCUAACACCAAGUUAACCCCAGUGACAGAUUCGUCUACUGUUGACAAACCAUCAGACGACGUGCGGAGAGUUCCGAGCGAAGAAGUCGUGAAGGCGUCAGGUGCGACAAGCCAACAUAAGUCACAGAGAGCGAUGAUAGCCUCCCUUGUCGCACAAACGCUGAAACAUUCGGAAGGUCCGGACUGCAAGAGAACUGUGGUACCGAUUGCGGUGGUUAACAUCCCUAUUGUUCGAGUUGACGGUAGCACAGGCGAAGGUGUAGACGGUUCAGGGAAAGGUUCUGAAAAGAUGAAGCCUGUGCCCUAUGUUGCCGUCGCUACAAGAGUUCCAGUCCCAAACACGGGAGAACAACCUGGAGGUUCAAAAAGGGGAGAUUUAGCAACACAGUCUGGAGAAGUUUCCCGCCGUGCUACAGCCAUUGGAAUCCCCUUCCAGGCCCUUCAAUUCCAAAACCAGUGGACAAAGAAGUCUUCAAACGUAAAUCAAAAGCACGACUCUUCAACCACCGUUACGGCCAAAAUACAUCCUGAUGUCCUCAUCUCUACGGCACCAACUAUCACUCGCACGGCGACAUCCUCCAGCGCUUCUAAAGUUUCUUCUCUUCUGGGAUUUUUAAUCUCAGAUCCACAAGCAAACGCGAAUCAGUUAGCCAGAUCGUCGAAGCCAACCGUACAGGACGCAAAGCCCUCAGAAAAGGGAUGUGGCGUAGAUAAAGAGAAGACUAGGUUGCCCAACUCUCAGAUUCCCUCGACAAUUGUGCUUCGCCUACAGCCUAGACCUCCGACAAUGACAGCAAAGCCGUGCACUACUGCUGGGAAACCCUCAAAAGUCUCUGAGAAAGAAAUGGGCCAACCAACUUCCAGUAGAGAUGACUUCAGUUCAACAUCUGGAACGAAUGAUCGAAAGAGAAAAGUCAGCGAAGCAGAAAGGGUCAACAAAGGGCCUAAAGUCGUGCAGACUCAGAUGUGGAGGGAACUGACGGAAGAAAAGAGCGUAGCAAAGAAAAGCAAAAACAUAACAAAAGGGAGCAAGAAGGCCAGCCCAUCACAACUGAUUCAACCUUCGACACAAGGCAACCAAUAUGGAGAUGAAACUCGGGAAAGAGAAAUUCCUCCAAAAGAAACUGCAAGGGAUAAGAACAAAUACGGAGAAAGAGAGCAACCAAAGCUGUCGACCGCUGACACCAAGCACCAGACUAGUGCCUGUACUGUCGAGUCUGGUGGCGAUGCGCUGAACUUAAAGAACAGCCAUCCAACGACGCUUCACUAUAAGAAGGGACGAGUCUGCCAAUGCCAUAAGUUACAGGAAAUCAUCGACUACUGCGUCCGAAAAGGUUCCGAGACAGCCAAAAUCGACAACUCCUGCUCGACGACCAAAGACGAUGGGUCUCUCCAAAGGCCACGAGAAGGGAAAGGACAAGCUGGCGAGCCACCGCGUCAAGUCCCCAGGUCCGGCGACUCUGUUCCCAAGACCAGGGCAUCAGGAACCGUGCGGCACUUGAAGAUUACGACGCCGAUAUCAAUAGCGACGACUGGCCGUUUGGCAAAUGUUCGCAGUUUCACAAGAUCUAGAGUCCCGGUUGGAUCUGUCCGGGCACCGCCGGUCAUCACCAACACUCAGCACGGUGGAGGUUUCCACCGUCCAACACCUGCCAGUUUUCGUCACGUCAACUUCUCGAAGAAACCCUGCCCCCUACCCGCUACAGUGAUUCCAAAGUCUACACCAGCAGCCACUGGGCAACUGUUCCUGAACAAUCAUCAGAAAACCGCUGUUCAACUGAAAACCAGAGGCGUUCGCGUUGUUGUAUCCCAUCCCUCCAACACUGUAAUUCUGCCAACUCUUCCAGUGUGUACGGGCCAUACUUACACAUCACCUCCGACAUUCACGAGGCCAACGGUCGGUGCGGUUUCUCAGCGGGCUCAUCCUACAUGUGGCGCUGCAGCUAUGUUCCGGUUAGGGUCAGUUUUGAAGAGGCCCAAUGCUAGUACCUUCAGGCUUCCAUUGGUCAUGAAACCUGUCGAACGUAAAACUACAGCAGCAACCACGGGAUACGUAUCAAGCGGGAUCCGUCUGCAACCUGUUCAGAACAGAGGACAACAACCUGCCGCUGGAUGUGUUAACAGACCACCGCCUGACCCUCAAGGGGAUGGUAACGCUCUGAGGAGACUGCAGAGGUUCACCGACGGGUUUAUGGAGAGGCACCGCUCAAGUGCGCCCUCUACCGAAUCGCGCAGAGAUGACAGGCCACCUCCCGCUAAAGUGCGACGCACGGACAUUUAAAGUUA
Branchiostoma belcheri (Belcher's lancelet) is the source of this 3461-nucleotide messenger RNA. RefSeq lists its product as uncharacterized. Gene Ontology annotation, molecular function: DNA binding. Gene Ontology annotation, biological process: central nervous system development; brain development; neuron differentiation. Lineage: Eukaryota; Metazoa; Chordata; Leptocardii; Amphioxiformes; Branchiostomatidae. The record is from RefSeq and is a predicted model, not a curated record. The transcript is spliced from 5 exons. The coding region runs from base 31 to 3456 and encodes 1141 amino acids.